This is a messenger RNA of Didymosphaeria variabile, 1212 nucleotides long. RefSeq lists its product as uncharacterized. The record is from RefSeq and is a predicted model, not a curated record. The coding region runs from base 1 to 1212 and encodes 403 amino acids. The transcript has a single exon. NCBI's taxonomy places the organism in Eukaryota, Fungi, Ascomycota, Dothideomycetes, Pleosporales, Didymosphaeriaceae.
AUGGUGUUACAGGAUAUUGAGACGCCCGCAGAUAGCUUCAACGAUAAUCCGUACCCCUCCGACGACGACGCAUACACCUCCACCGCGCCUGCCGGCCAACGGUACGAUGCCAGCAUCCUGCCACAACCACUACCUAUCUUCGGGCCCCUCCUCGGUUUCUCUAGCGGCACUAUACGUUUCAAGACCGAAUCAACGCUCAAGUUUGCCGAGAUGAGGCUCCACCGCCCGUUGACUGCCGAAGAAGCGCAAACUCUGGCGGGCCACCUGUACCAACUCGAACAGACCAAGUCGUACUUCACUACAGCUGGUGCUGGAGCAGGUGUAUACAGAUGGUACAACACGUGGGAGCAAUGUCGAUACCCGCUAUACAAGCCAAAGCCUGAGGACAUCAACCCCAACAAAUUUCUCUUCGUUAAGGGCCCGAUGGCACAGUACGCGCGACACAGCUGGAGGCUCUUCUGCUAUGUGUUUGUUGCUGGAGAGCUCGGCAAGCUUGUCGGUCAGAUUCUGUCGCAGCCUGUCGCCGCGCAGGCCACGGCGAAUGAUCCGAAGCUGGCCCAGUUUGCGGCAGACUUGAAGAACACGAUCUCAUCGGACACGGCACGUGUGACCAAUAGGACGGCACGUACCAGUGCUGAUGAGAGAAGAGCUGCAUGGGAGGCUGCUGCUAAGGCCAGAGCGACAGGAAAUACACAUCCACAAUCACCGUCGAGCGCUCACAAGUCCACGCCAGCUGACGAUGACAUGUCUCCCACUGCGGGCAACGAACCGUGGCCUAUGUCUUCGGACAGCUCCUGGAGCGACUCGUCGUUUUCCUCAGAUUCUGCACCACCUACUCAACCGCGACAGCAACCUACCAAUCCUUACAGUCAGACACCGAGAAGGCCAAUACGCCGGGAAGACGACGACACCUCGCCCACAGGAGGCAUGUUCCAGGAUGAAGUGCAGAGCCAGUCGAAGCCCGGAGAGUCAGCCUGGGACCGCUUGCGCCGUGGAGGUGCAUCGACACAGCAAGGACCUCCAUCGUCGAUGAACAGGAGACAUCCGCCACAUCAGGAGCAGAAAGAGGGGUCUACUAUGGGCGACAGCUUCACAUUCGUGGACUCGGAUGACGAGCGGAGGAGGGAGAGGGAGAGGGCGCAGCGGGAAUUCGAUGCGAGAAUUGAACAUGAGAGGAAGGGGAAAGACUUCAACGAAGAGAGGAGAUGGUAG